UCAUAGAAAGAAGUAAAGUAACCAUGGCCAUCUCCGAGUAUUUUCCAGUCAUAGGUGAAUGGAUAAAGAACAUUUUCUUGAUGCUAUUUGCACUUUCAUUUCUUGGCGGUGGCAUCUUCGUGUUAAUCAUCGUCUAUGCCCCCUCUGAUAUCAAGUUCCAUGUAACUGAUGCAUCACUCACAAAGUUCAACCUCACAAACAACAAUACCUUGGAUUACAAGUUAGAAGCAAAUAUCACUUCAAGAAAUCCCAACAAGAAUGUCAUUGUGUACUACAGGGAGAUCGCUGCAAUUGCAUUCUACAAAGAUCAUAAAUUUGCUACUGUCAAUUUGACACCUUUUGAUCAAGGCCACAAGACUACCAGUUUUCUUCAUGUACUGUUUGAAGGUAAGGGUGUAAUGAAGAAGAGCCUCCAACCUAAACAACUUUUCGAGUAUGAUCAAGAAACGCGUUUAGGGAUCUAUCAUGACUUGGCUAUAAAUUUGGAUAUUUUAGCCACUUACAAGUUUCUAACACACAAGUCCACUCGCUACAAUCCACCAAUGGUGCAAUGUCGUCGUUUGAGUCUUUCUGUGGUUUCUAACGGUAACUCGUCAUCAACACCUUCUUUUCAUGGUAGAAAAUGUAGAAUUCAUCAUUUCUUUGAAAAUCGGUAG
Molecule: messenger RNA, 656 nt
Organism: Trifolium pratense (red clover)
Lineage: Eukaryota; Viridiplantae; Streptophyta; Magnoliopsida; Fabales; Fabaceae
Product: NDR1/HIN1-like protein 10
Exons: 1
Coding region: 24-656 (210 amino acids)
Biological process (GO): defense response to other organism
Source: RefSeq, a predicted model, not a curated record